UGCUAGGAUACCUGUGUACGGGAUGUAUUUUUUUAAUUUGAAAUACUAUGUGAUAGACCAACACAAAGUAGAGCAUAAUUGUGAUCUGGAAGUAAGAUGAGAAAUGGUUUGCCAUGAUUUUUUGUAAAAGAAUCUGAAAAGUGUGGCGUGCAUUUGUAUCCAGCCCUCCUGAGUCAAUGCUGGGGUUUUUUUUUUUGUUGUUGUUCUUUGCAGUAGGGUUCAAGCUCAAUAGGAUUUCUCUGUGAACAUCAGUUUCCACAUCUUUAUUCAGAUUCUCUGUUGGAUUUAGGUCUGGACUUUGAGCCAUUCUAGUACAAGGUAAUAUGAUCUAAGGUACUCUAUUGUUGGCAAGUAUUUUUGCUGCUUCUACCGGUCUUUUUUUUAGGAUUAUCCUGUAUAUGCCGUGUAGUGUUUUGCAGUUCGGCCAUCAAGUUGAAUUUUGGUCUUAUCUGACCAGAAUACACGUUUGCUAUCCCCCAUACAUGGCUUGUUGCGAAGUUUAAAUGGCAGUUCCUAUUGCUUUCUAUCAAUAGUGGCUUUCUUUAUGCCGCCCUUUCAUCAAGGCCAGAUUUGUGAAAUAAAUGCACAACUGCUCAUUGACAGCUCCUCCAGAAUAAUCACGGACCUACUUUUCCGAUUAAUGCUGGAUUUUAUUUUGGCACAUCCAAGUUAAAGGGGCAGGAUAUAAAUGCACGCCCCACCACGUAUCCUUUUCCUUCCACUUCACAAUUCUGCCCUUAAAAUAAAAUUAAUUUUGUGGUUAUAACAGCAAGUUCAAAAAGGUAGGAAUACUUUUGUAAGACACUGUAGUUGUUAAGGUGUUUCUGAGCUACAGAGAUACACUGCCUUGCAAAAGUAUUCAGCUCCCUAUUUCCUAUUUUGUUACAUUCCAGUCUGUAAUUAAAAUGUUUUUUAAUCCUAUUUAUUUUUUGUGAUGGAUCUGCAAAAAAUAGUCUUAAGUUUGUGAGUGAAACGAGAAAAUUAUAAAUAAAAACAACUGAAAAUUGGAAUGUGCCGAUGCAUCAACUUCCUUUGCUAUGAAGCCCUUAAAAAGCUCUGCUCCAACCAUUUACCUUCAAAAGUCACAUAAAAUGAAGUUCACCUAUCUAAGUGCCACAUAACACCUUUACUGGAUGCCCCCAGAGGCUGCAGGACCACUAAGCAAACCAUGAAGACCAAGAAACUCUUCAAAGAAGUCAGGGACAAAGUUGUUGAGAAGUACAAGUCAGGGUGGGGUAUAAAAAAUAUGCAAAUCUUAUUGUUCCCCUGGACCACCAUCAAAUCCAUCGUAUACUUUCACAAGGCACUGUGUUGUAAUCACAUUACGAUCCUACUUAUGGUUCCUAAUUUCCACAAAGUUCAAUGAUUGAGACCUUUUUUGUCCUCCAUUAUUAAGACUAUAAUGAUUGAGUAGCUCCACAGAAUAGUUUUAGCUGAGCCACUCCAAUUGUACCUUGUUUUUAUAGCCCCGCUCUAUGAAAACAUCACAUUAUCACCCUCAGAUUUCUGUUCAUCUGAACAUUGAUGUGUUACUAUUUAGAUUUUGAUACAGAGCCUUAAGCAAGAAUACAAAAUAAAGACCUGCUUAACCUAGGGAGCAGUUUUCAUCUUCUUAUUGUGAAAUUAUUAUACCUUUUUGCCAUUCUGCUCUUCAGAGCAGCUGUCUGUGUUUUUUUAUUUUUUUUUUUCCAACUGGAGAAAUGACCAAAUAUUCAGAAUGUCAUCCUUGAAGGCAAAGCAAAGGUUUAGUUUAGUUCUUUCACUCCUCUUGGCUGCAGUGCUGGGCAACAGGUAAGGGAGGGGCACAGUUCAGAUAAGACACCUGGAGUGGAUGAAUUCAGGAUCUCUUUCACCAAAGAUAGUGUUUGAAAAGAGUAAAGAAAAUCAUUAUCUGCUGGAAAAAUUCAAACGAAAUACUCUUUGAUGCCCUGAACACUGGCAUAAACUAACGAAAAAUGUUGUGGUCGGUUCGUUCACGUAAGGUCAUGUGUUCAGCAGGGAUGAACAUCGAAAACCUCACCCUCUGUGAGAAGAUCGUGUCACCCUCCUACAUCCGACAGGGCUCUCAGGCUCGUCGCGGCCACGAGCAGCUCAUCAGACAUUUACUGGACCAGGGUAAGUGUCCGGAGGAAGGAUGGAGCGAGAGCACCGUAGAGCUUUUCCUCAACGAGCUGGCCGUGAUGGACAGCAACAACUUCCUGGGCAACUGCGGCGUCGGAGAGAGGGAGGGCCGCGUGGCGUCCAGCCUGGUGGCGAGGAGACAUUACAGGUUGAUCCAUGGCAUCGGUCGGUCAGGUGACAUCGCCGCCGUUCAGCCCAAAGCUGCAGGAUCCAGUCUGCUUAACAAGCUCACAAAUUCUGUUGUUCUGGACAUCCUGAAGAUUUCAGGUGUUCGUAGCGUGGCAAGCUGCUUUGUUGUUCCCAUGGCAACGGGGAUGAGUCUGACUUUGUGCUUCCUGACCCUUCGUCACCGGAGACCCAAGGCCCGCUACAUCAUCUGGCCUCGCAUCGAUCAGAAGUCCUGUUUCAAGUCCAUGAUCACAGCAGGAUUCGAACCUGUGGUUGUGGAGAACGUCCUGGUGGGCGAUGAGCUGCGAACGGACCUGGAAACAGUCCAACGCAAGAUUCAGGAGCUUGGAGCAGAAAACGUCCUAUGUGUUCAUUCGACGACGUCUUGCUUCGCUCCACGCGUCCCCGACAGGUUAAUGGAAGAUUUUACCACAUUUUCAAACCUCUGCAGCAUUUCUGUUACAAUGCAUAUUUAUGUAUUUUAUCUAUUUUCUUCAGUGAGUGUUAAUAAAGAAAGCUCUAUUUCUUCAUUUGUUUGUAACAUACUGUCUUCCAGACUUGAAGAGCUGGCCACUAUGUGUGCCAAAUAUGACAUCCCUCACAUAGUCAACAAUGCAUACGGAGUGCAGUCUUCUAAAUGCAUGCAUCUUAUACAGCAGGGGGCACGCGUGGGAAGAAUCGACGCCUUCGUUCAGAGCUUGGACAAGAACUUCAUGGUCCCAGUAGGUGGAGCCAUCAUCGCGGGUUUUGAUGAGUCUUUUGUACAGGAGAUAAGCAAGAUGUACCCAGGCAGAGCAUCAGCUUCACCCUCGCUUGACGUCCUCAUCACCCUUCUCACUCUGGGAGCCAACGGCUACAAGAAGUACUUGUCGGAGAGAAAGGAGAUUUAUUCCUUCCUGGUUGAGGAGCUGAAGAAUCUUGCAUCUGCACAUGGGGAGAGGUUGCUUCACACCCCACAUAAUCCCAUAUCUCUAGCUAUGUCUCUAGAUGGUCUCCAGGCCUCGAGCAACCAGGCGGUCACUCAGCUCGGCUCCAUGCUGUUCACUCGGCAGGUGUCAGGAGCAAGGGUGAUACCGCUGGGUAAGGACCAGACCAUAAGCGGACACACCUUCCGUGGGUUCAUGUCGCACUCCGAGUCCUACCCGUGUCCGUACCUUAACGCCGCCUCGGCCGUAGGCAUCACCCGACAGGACGUGACGCUGUGCAUGAAGAGGCUCGACAAGUGUCUGAACGCUCUGAAGAAAGAUGGGAAAGCAGCAAGAAGUGGCUCCCCAGUACCUCAGACCAAUCAGGAGGUGCCCGAUAAAGAUUGACUGAGCAGAGAAAAUUUGAGCCUCUCUUUAAUUUAAUCCGGAUUUAUGCUUUAAGAGACUUGCAUUCUUAAAUGUAUGCUAAAAAUCUGAAGAUUCAUCAUUUAUAAAGAUUUUAUUUAUAAUUAAACCUGCUUUCACUGUGGUGUCUGGCUGAAAUAUUGUGAAAAUGCAGUCAGUCCCUCUCUCGGAUUAAAAAAAUAAUAGAUUUUU
Molecule: messenger RNA, 3812 nt
Organism: Girardinichthys multiradiatus
Lineage: Eukaryota; Metazoa; Chordata; Actinopteri; Cyprinodontiformes; Goodeidae
Gene: sepsecs
Product: Sep (O-phosphoserine) tRNA:Sec (selenocysteine) tRNA synthase
Exons: 10
Coding region: 1956-3602 (548 amino acids)
Biological process (GO): conversion of seryl-tRNAsec to selenocys-tRNAsec; selenocysteine incorporation
Molecular function (GO): tRNA binding; O-phosphoseryl-tRNA(Sec) selenium transferase activity
Source: RefSeq, a predicted model, not a curated record